AUGGCCCCGCAGAGAGACCUGCGGCCCAACAGGCAGCUGGGGAACCUGGUGGAGUUAGUGAAACGUCUGAGGCUGCAGGCGGGGCCAGAGCCAGAGGGGCAGCGAGUGUGUGAGAGGCACCAGGAGGCUCUGAAACUCUUCUGCGAGGAGGAUCAAACACCCAUCUGCGUGGUUUGUGACAGAUCCCGAGCUCAGCGCGCUCACAUGGUGGUUCCCAUUGAGGAGGCUGCCCAGGAGUACAGGACAUACAUUGACCCCAAACCAGCCCCGAGAACCAUCGUCUGUUUGCAGGAGCAAAUCCUGAGCCGCCUGCAGCAUUUGCGGGAGGAGAGAGAAGAGCUCCUGGGACUGAAAUCCAACUGGGACAAGAAGAGUGAGAGGCUCCUGAAGCAGACGGAAGUGGAGCGGCAGCUGGUGGUGUCCGAGUGCGAGCGGCUGCGCCAGUUCCUGGCUGAACAAGAGCGCCUCCUGCUGGCCCAGCUGGCAGAGCUGGACGAGGAGAUGGGGACGAGGACGGAGGAAAAUGCCACCCACCUGGGUGAGGAGAUUUCCCGGCUCAGCGCCCUGAUCACGGAGCUGGAGGGGAAGUGUCAGCAGCCCGUGCUGGAACUGCUGCAGGGUGUCAGAAGCGCUGUGAGCAGGACUCAGAAGAGCCCGAGGAUUCGCAG
This is a messenger RNA of Chrysemys picta bellii (western painted turtle), 668 nucleotides long. Lineage: Eukaryota; Metazoa; Chordata; Testudines; Emydidae. The record is from RefSeq and is a predicted model, not a curated record.